Messenger RNA from Cylindrotheca closterium, 2052 nucleotides. NCBI's taxonomy places the organism in Eukaryota, Bacillariophyta, Bacillariophyceae, Bacillariales, Bacillariaceae. The record is from the annotation of a GenBank genome assembly.
AUGGGAAACGAAGGCUCAGUGCCCGAAGGGCAUGAAGCUGAAGAAGAGUUUGAAUACCAGGCAAGAGCGCCCCCUUCCUAUAGUAAUCCAACGAACCCAACGAAUCAGCAACGCUCCGGCGGAAGAAUGAUGAAUGCCCUGCGACGUGAAAAAUCUAAACAGAACGCUGCUGGGGGAGUAAUGGGGAGCAAUACCACGAACGGCUUGUCAACUGGAGGCAGUUCUUAUGUUACCGCAGGAGAUGGUGGGAAUCGUACACAACAAAGCUUGUACCCCGAUGAGGUGUGGCAGAAUCAACAAAAUCAUUUCCAACAACACAGUCAGUCUCACAACAGUGGAAACCAACAAGCCUGGAAUCCCAGCUCUUCGCAGCAAAGAAACAAUUCUUCCGUAGUAUCUCAAGAUGGCGGAGGAUCGUAUCAGUCUCCGACGAGAGUCAAGAAAACUGGGAUGAACUUCCGACCAUCUGUGCGAGGUGCUGCGAUCAUUAAUUCCAUGAAAAGCUUAUCGAUAAGUAGCGCAAUACAAAAGGCAGCCGACAAAGCAAAGCUAGCAAAAGGGGGAGGAAUCAAUGAUUGGGCGACGAAAUGGGACGAAGAUGAUGACUCGGACGACGAUGAUGAAAAUGUUGAGACAAACCAAAAACAGCCUCUGCAUCCACCGCUGGAUCAAGCUGCUGUGCCACCAAGCGCUGCAGUGGUCGCUGGGUCACCUUGGUCUGAAGCACAGUCGAAGGCACACUGUGUAACAGCGACACCAGAUAGUGACAUACGGCCCAUGCCAACAAGUAGCGGAGGCUCCAAUUCGUGGGAACCCCAACCAAUUCAGAGGCAACCACAAGACAAGCCGAAUGUACAAAUGUUCUUACCGCUACUGCGCGUGCUAGGAAAAGGAUCUUUUGGAAAGGUCGUAUUAGUGCAGAAGCGUCAGGGAAAGGAAAAGGGAGCUUUGUUUGCAAUGAAAAUAUUGCGUAAAUCGCAUCUUGUGCGGCGUAGACAGAUUGAACGGACACGUACGGAACGGAAAGUUUUGUCCAUCGUUAAUCACCCGUUCAUCAUGAAGCUUCACUACGCCUUUCAAUCACCAGACAAACUGUAUCUCGUUUUAGACUACUGUCCUGGCGGCGAACUCUUCUUCCACCUCUCACGUUUCAGACGAUUUCCAGAGCGGGUAGCCAGAUUCUACGCAGCAGAACUGCUGUUAGCUUUAGGACAUCUGCACAAGCGUGGAAUAAUAUACCGUGAUUUGAAGCCAGAGAAUGUGCUUUUAGAUGCAGAUGGACACAUCAAGUUGGGAGAUUUUGGCCUCGCAAAGGCGGGGAUAAAAGAUGCAUGUGAAGGUGCGACAUCAAUGUGUGGUACACCAGAGUACAUGGCCCCGGAAGUUCUUGCUCAACAGGGUCAUGGGUUCUGUGUUGAUUACUGGGGUCUAGGAAUGCUCGUCUAUGAGAUGAUGACGGGGUUACCUCCAUGGUACACAACCGACAGGGCAAAACUAUUUCGGCGACUAAAGAGUGCACCACUGGACGUGCCAUCGUACUUCAGUCAAUCUGCUACGGCAUGUGUUGGAGCUUUGUUGGAGCGCAACCCAAGGCGGCGCCUUGGAGUCACUGGUGUUCGUGCUGCCAUGGAGCACGAUUUUUUCCGUAGUAUUAGUUGGCGUGCCUUGUAUGGCCGACGGGUUGAAGCGCCAAUAAGGCCUUGCGAGGGAUGGAACCCACCAUCGAUUGACUCUGAUGGCAAAGCUAUGACAGCACCUGAACCGCAUGUAGCACCUGGCGAGGGAACCGAUCCUAUAAAUUUGGAUGCUGCUACUGCAAACUUCGACAAUACGUUUACAAGGAUGCCUGUCGAAACUGAAGAUAACACGGGUAAUCAUUCUGAUGAAGGAGAUCUCGAUGAGCUGAAUGAGGAUACAUUCGUUGGCUUUACCUUUGAUGACAAAGAAAGAGACGAUUUCGGUGUCGCUAUUCCCGCAAGACAACGAACGCAUCAUUACAACCUUCAUGCCACCAACGAGCCAAGUAGCGGAGUAACAAGGAACAUAGACUAG